Messenger RNA from Pyricularia grisea, 1053 nucleotides. RefSeq lists its product as uncharacterized. The coding region runs from base 1 to 1053 and encodes 350 amino acids. The record is from RefSeq and is a predicted model, not a curated record. NCBI's taxonomy places the organism in Eukaryota, Fungi, Ascomycota, Sordariomycetes, Magnaporthales, Pyriculariaceae. The transcript is spliced from 9 exons.
AUGGCUCCCUCGACAGCUACUGCGACCUCGUGGGCAACCGCGGCUGGUGGAUCACUACUGACAAGGCGAGGAGGAGGGAAAUAUGAACAACCCUUCGCGACGAAGCCCAUCAGCGUCGUCAUCGCCUUGACUUCAUGUUGCAUUCUCGCCUGCUUCACCAUGGUUCUGGCAAUCUACUUCAUGUCAUUCUCCUUCGUGUUUGGUUCCUCCAUAUUGCAGUUUGGAUUCGGCUCAGAGCUCAACUACGCGACGUGCUCGACGACGACGUUUCUCUGUCUCGGCGCAUAUGUGGCGACCAAAGUGUUUAUAUACCUGUUUCUGGUCGAUCGAGUGCACAUUGUUCGAGAUUCGAGUAAAGCCCGUCUUCGAUCCAAGCUUUACCUACUUAACUCUUUCGGCAUGAUGGGGAUAUAUAUCAUCAUUGUGAUCCUAAAUUUUAUAUUCCGCAUUACGGAUUACGACAGGGGCAUGUGCAUCAUUGGCAUGAAACAACCCGUCAUAAUACCCCUGAUCGCAUUCGACGCCGUUGUCAACGUUUACCUUACCCUUCUCUUCCUCAUCCCAUUAUUAAAACUCUACUCGGUCAAGCUCACCUUUGCCAAACCCUUGACACUCCAGCUGAACUCCCUAAGCAUGCCGAACACAGCUCCAAAUAUUAGGCUUCAAAAGCUGGCAAUGAGAACCUUUAUCGGCUCCUGCUGCACACUUGCGAGCAGCGUCACAAACCUUACCUUCCUGAUGGUGUUGAACGGUGAGGUUUCAUGGUUAUGUCUGAUGUGCUGCAACAGUGACAUCCUCUUCUCGGCGAUCAUAAUACAAUGGGUGACGGCAAACGACCACGCCGCAUCCAGAAAAGUAGAAAAGAGGCCGAGGCCGAGGGCGGAUCCUACGUCCUUCGUGACGGGCUUCUCGGACGAAACGGCCGUGGCGUUCCUCGGCAGGGUGCAGGCCAAGUUGCCGCACUUGGAGGAUGGAAGAUAUACUAGAUCAGAGAUUGCGAGGUCGGAUGUUGUGAGGCCAGAUGAAGGAAAACGGCGAAAUUCUAUAUCGUGA